AUGGCUGCCAAGACCAAUGAAGAAGCCAUUGAAGAAGUGCCUGUCCUCAUCGUCGGAGGCUCUCUAGUCGGCCUGACGUUGGCAGCUCUACUAGCUAAAUAUGGCAUCAAGUGUAUGGUUGUCGAAAAGCACUCGUCGACUGCCAUACACCCCAGAGCUACGGUCAUGAUGCCUCGAACAAUGCAGGCAUUCAAAGAAUUGGGACUUUACGAAAUCAUGAAAGAAGAAAGCCUGAAGUACUACGAUGAAAGAACCUGCAUCAUCACCACUGAAAGCCUGGCUGGGAAACUUCUGCACAAGUGGUUGGAGGAUGUGAACGAGGGUAUCGAAAACGUCUCAGCAACCCGCCGAGUCUUCCUAACGCAACAAGCCCUCGAACCACUCCUACGCUCCAAAGCAAAAGCACUGGGAGCAUCGCUCCACUUCUCAACGGAAGUGGUCUCCCUCACGCAAGACUCCAAUUCCGUCACGGCAACUCUCAGAAACAGGGAUUCAGACACGACCUACCAGAUCCGCAGCAAAUAUCUCAUAGGCGCAGACGGCUUUCGCUCAACGACCCGCUCCCUCCUGGGUAUCCAAACUCAGGGCCCCGGCCUCUUGAGCAGAGCGUUGACGAUCUAUUUCGAGAUCCUCGACAAAGAGAAGCUAGCCAAACUGGCCAAUGCACACUACAGUGGCGUCAUCUACGUGGCCAACGAAGUUGUUCGAUGUUUCUUCCGUUUUGACCGAGACAAGAAAGAGUCCUUCCUCGUGAUCAACAGUGCUGGAGAGCAGGGGUCUGAGGAAAGUAGGUUCCCGGCAGAUACGGCGAGUAUGGAGAAGGCGAAUGAGUAUUUGAGGGCGGCGAUUGGAGAUGAGACUAUCGAGUUCAAGAUCCAUCAGUUGACGACUUGGGAGGCUAUUGCUGAUAUGCCGGAGAGGUUGAGGGAGGGAAGGGUGCUUCUUGCGGGAGAUGCUGCCCAUAGGAUGCCGCCAUCUGGCGGUUUUGGCGGCAACACAGGAGUCCAAGACGCCCAUAAUCUCGCCUGGAAACUCGCAUACGUCCUCAAGGGGAAAGCAGGCCCUGAACUGCUCGAGACGUACGAAGAAGAGCGAUAUCCAGUGGCAAAGCAUACCGUCGAGAACGCCUUAGCUCACUACGUCCACCGCACAGAGCCCAUCCUAUCUCACCUCGUCGAUGAGUUCAAUGUCAAGGAGAGUCCCGUCGAGCACUUGGAACUAGCGUAUCGAUACCACUCCAAAGCGCUCUUCACAAACGGCCCUCUAGACGCAUCGAAUAUAACCGAAGAUCCAGCGACUUCAAUCGCCGCUCCAGGCAGUGUCGCUCACCACGUCCUGGUAAAUACGUUCGACGGACAGAAGAAUAUUGCCAUCUCCGAAUUCUUUGGAGAAAGCUUCGUGUUAUUCGUUGGUCCCAAAGGGGGACCUUGGAUCGACGGCAUGAAGACGUUAGGGAAAUGUUUCAAGACUGUGCAAUUGGCAUUCAAUAGUGACAAUGCCUUUGCUAGGCGAUAUGAUGUCUUGGAAGACGGAGCGGUGCUGGUGAGACCUGAUGGGUUCGUGGCGUGGUCCUGUCGUUCUGUCGUUGGCGAGAGAGUACAAGACGCUGGAGCGCUAUUGGAGCAGACCAAGAAGCAGGUUCUUUGUUUGUAA
Molecule: messenger RNA, 1653 nt
Organism: Zasmidium cellare ATCC 36951
Lineage: Eukaryota; Fungi; Ascomycota; Dothideomycetes; Mycosphaerellales; Mycosphaerellaceae
Exons: 4
Coding region: 1-1653 (550 amino acids)
Molecular function (GO): FAD binding
Source: RefSeq, a predicted model, not a curated record